AUGGCUCGCUUGUGCGUCUUUGAUUCCAACGAGGAUGUCGGCAAGUUUUUGAUGGCCAAUUACGAGGAGAGCCAAAGGAUCAACGUUCCACAACCAUCCCCCAGAACACAGCUCCACGACGAAACUGAGACUGCUGCGGCGCUACUUGGAUAUGUGUAUUCGAACAUGCAGCCUUGGUUCAAGGAGGACACGGACGCGAUGCUUCUACAAAGUGACGUGCAUUCUGUCAGGUCCGUGCGUUACGUAGCCAUUCACGUUCGGCGGGGCGACAAGGUGACCCUCCAGGAAGCGUCGAGGACAGAGGUUGAGGUGUACCUUCAAGCUGCGGCGUCAAUCCUUCAGAAUUCGACUGGAAGUGUGGAUGGCCCCAACUCCAUCGGUGGCUUGUGGGUAUCAUCCGACGACCCCAGCGUAUUACCGGAAGUAAAGGCGCUGGCUUCUACCUACUUUGCCAACGUUCAAGACGACCGUGUGGUCUCAAUUACAUUCAGGGCGGAAGGACUUGCUCAGGAUGGAAACAAAGACCAACUGCCAACAACUUCUCAUCGCAUGGCAAGUGGCCUACGCGGAAGGGGAGAUUCGGCCUCGUUGCUGAACGUGAAUAACAUUGCCUUUCAAGAGGGCUAGCGCCGCUACCGUGGUCACGUACACGAUGCUCAGGAGGACACUAAUGCACACCCGUCGCCGACCUCUUUCCGCCUCACUCAGACAUAUGAGCUGUACGUUGUACUGCAUGCCGAGCUGCGCAUGAUGUCUCACGCCGACGUCUUCGUCGGAACGUUCUCGUCCAACAUUGGUCGGUUGGUUUAUCUUUUGAGAGAGAUCAACGGGCUCCCGCGCUACUCAACUCAUAGUGUGGAUGUACCUACAUGGCACUUCGGACGACGCGAGUUGGCCAUGAACAGUGGCCUUGAUACAGGCAAUCGAGGGACGAACUUCAGUGUGAAAACAGACGGUGGUGCACAUUAGCUUUGGGGAACGGGGUGAAGAAGUGAUGUUCCUCUGUAUGCCUAAAGGGGAAGGCAAAUGUGCACGCUUUGAAGUAUCCGAUACGGCCAAUCCCUCUGCCUUGCAAUGGGAACCAGACGAACCCAAAAUGUAGGCAACCGCAGUCUGUCGACGGUUGCCCAUGAUCCUUCUUUCUUGUUGGAGAUUGCGGCAGUCGUUGGAAACAGUUCAUUUCAGUGCGAGCAGGUCGUAAAUCGAAAUCGUCCGAUUCGUUGCGGGUGGUUGUUUUGUGCUAUGGUAUUCGGAGGGAGCGUUACCCCCCCCAUGGUGCGUUGGCGUUUUUCGGGCGGUAAGAUUAACUAGGGUGAAGUAUUGCGCCCGCGCCCCCCAAUGGGGCAGACAGCCACAACGAGACGGAUGGCGGUGAGGGUUUGGGGGAAAAUAAGGUAUAAGGAGGAAGACGACCGUGCUCUAUUAGUCUAAUAUCGUGUUAUCAUGUGUAUCAUGAUGUAUUUACACUAUACAGGAUGGUCGUCGUGUCGUGACACAUAUUUCUUACUUCAUGAUCCCCAACUGAAAAUUGGAUUUUUAGCCAGCACGGUUGGGAUUUUUAGCCAGCACGGUUGAAGAUACAGACA
Messenger RNA from Ectocarpus siliculosus, 1586 nucleotides. Lineage: Eukaryota; Phaeophyceae; Ectocarpales; Ectocarpaceae. The record is from the annotation of a GenBank genome assembly.